AUGCUCGCAGGAGACGAGAAAGCGAAUGUUGAUCUAGAUAUCCAAAGCAGGACUUCUUCCACCAUCCUCGGCAUCAACUUUGGGCAGUCCUUCGCUUCGAUUGCUGAAGGUCAUGCCAGCUGCAUCGCCAAUGAAGAGGGAGAACGACAAAUCGCUUGUGCGAUAUCUUACAAUGGGGAGGAGAUCUAUAUCGGAAAUGGAGCUAAACCUCAGCUCGUCAAAAAUGCCAACAAUACUAUUGUUGGCUUCCGCAACCUGUUAGGGCAAACUUCCGAACCUCAAGAAGGCGCAACAUCCACAUUCGGGGCUCCCGUCGAAUUUGGGUCCAGCGGUCCGGUUUAUAAAGUAGAAGUCCUCGUUCCUCCUGCACCUGCGGCGACUCCAGCCUCGCGAUCGGCAGGCCCAUCGGGAGCCGCGACCCCGGCCAACCGAGAGCCUGUCCUUACGCAGCAAACCGUCACUGUGCCCGAAGUCACCAGCCUGUUCCUGAAAACGCUGUAUGACAGCGCGACCGACUUCUUGGGGACCGCCCCGACCGGCGUCGUUAUAUCCUGUCCUUCGUUCUUCAACGACAACCAGAAACAGGCUUUGAAACAGGCUGCGGGACAAGCUGGUAUCCCCGUUGUCCAGAUCUUGGACGAGACGGCGGCAGCAUUGGUUGCGUACAGGGUCGGCUUGGUUGAGGAACGCAAGGAACGUGAUCUCUUGGGGUCUCCAGAAGAAGGAGAUGCUGGUCAAAUGGAAUCUAGGGACAAGACUGUCGCGGUAGUUGACUUGGGCGAAACCAGUCUUCACGUUACGAUUGCUCAGACUGGGGAGGGGGAAUAUGUGAAGUUGGCAGAGAAGCGAGAUGACAAGUUGGGUGGACGUGCCUUUGAUGACCUGCUGUGUUCGCAUUUUGCAAAAGAGUUCACAAAAAAAACCAAGGUUGCCCUCAACCUCCCGUCUGGACCUAACGCAUCGGUAGCCGACAAGCGUGCGGAGAUGAAAUUGAGAUUGGCGGUGGAACACACGAAGCGAAGUCUUAGUGCGAGUACCGGAGCGGCAACCUGUGCUGUGGAAUCGCUCAAAGAGGGUAUGGAUCUUUCAGCCUCGAUCAACCGUAUCAGAUUCGACGGGUUGGCCUCGGGCGUCUACCGUCGCAUUGCGGAGAACAUCAAGUCAGCGCUCGAGCAGGCUCAACUCGAUGUCGCUCAAGUAGACGAGAUUCUCUUGGCGGGUGCAUCUACUCUCCUUCCGGGCAUCGCUAAUCACCUCUCUAUGCUCGUCGCCCCUACGGUACCCGUCACCUCGGCCUUGGAUCCCUCUCAAGUCAUCGCCGUCGGAUGUGCCUUGCAAGCCUAUCACCUUGCUCAGCUACCGGACGACCUGCCUCUCGAUAAAGUCCUCUCCAACGUGAACAGCACCAUUGCAAGCAAACCUAUUGGUAUCGUCUUCCCCGACUUGAGCCAGGAGGGUGACAGCUCGGUCCACUCGGUCGUCAUUCCGUCCGGCGUUCGACUACCUUGUCGACGGAAGGUUCAAUUCGCUGUAGCUCCGGGUUCCAGCAAGGUCGCUGUCGAGUUGUGGGAAGCCUCGACUACCGUCGAUGUCACCCAGAUCCAGCCUCCUGCCGCGAGUGAUGCUGGAGAUGCCGAUGAAUCGGACGACGAGCAGGACGAUGAAUUGGAAGAGGUUCGAACCGUCUUGCAUACCCGCGAAACCCUUUUGGCAGCCGGCGAGAUCGUCGUCGAUGGCCGAACCGACGUAGUGUUGGAAGUCGUCUUGAAAGCAGAUGCAUCAGUGCACUGGAAAGUCUGCUGA
Molecule: messenger RNA, 1803 nt
Organism: Filobasidium floriforme
Lineage: Eukaryota; Fungi; Basidiomycota; Tremellomycetes; Filobasidiales; Filobasidiaceae
Product: Hsp70 protein-domain-containing protein
Exons: 7
Coding region: 1-1803 (600 amino acids)
Biological process (GO): protein folding
Cellular component (GO): cytosol; nucleus
Molecular function (GO): ATP-dependent protein folding chaperone; ATP binding
Source: RefSeq, a predicted model, not a curated record